ACACGUGACGUCAGCGUCAAGGCAUCUUUCCCUAGCAGCCUGCUGGCUAACAGGAGCAGCUAAUCUCAGCCAUGGUCCACCACCACCACUACCACCACCAAUGUUUCAUCUGCUGAACAAGAUGGUGCUGGGAACGACUCAUCUGGCUCCGGACGGGUUGGAGACAUGGAGACCGCUUGGGUGUUACACGCUAGCCAAUGUCGCAGAGGUGCAUCGAAGCGAGUGAAGAGCCUGUGACACUGAUGCCAGCAGAGAGCAGCCAGGAUCAUGAGUGGAGCUGGAGAGCACACGGACAUCCUGUCAGUGGGAGAUGUGGUCAGGGACAGGUGGAAAGUGGCCAAGAAGAUAGGAGGAGGGGGCUUUGGGGAGAUCUAUGAAGUCCUGGACCAGCUGAGCCAGGCCACUGUGGCCUUGAAGGUCGAGUCUGCUCAGCAACCCAAACAGGUGCUAAAGAUGGAGGUGGCGGUGCUAAAGAAGCUUCAGGGAAAGGACCACGUUUGUCGCUUUGUUGGCUGCGGCAGGAACGAUCGCUUCAACUACGUAGUGAUGGAACUGCAGGGCCGGAAUCUGGCGGAUCUGCGCAGAACCAUGACCCGCGGCACCUUUUCCGUCUCCACGACUUUGAGGCUGGGGAAGCAGAUUUUAGAGGCCAUCGAGAGCAUCCAUUCUGUGGGCUUCCUGCACCGUGACAUUAAACCUUCAAACUUUGCAAUGGGAAGACUGGCCAGUACCUGCAGAUGCUGCUAUAUGCUGGACUUCGGACUGGCUCGACAGUUUACCAACUCCAACCAAGAAGUCCGUCCACCUCGUCCUGUGGCAGGUUUCAGAGGAACGGUGCGAUACGCCUCAGUCAAUGCUCAUAAGAACAAGGAAAUGGGUCGCCACGAUGACCUGUGGUCCCUCUUCUACAUGCUGGUCGAGUUCAUGGUCGGCCAGCUUCCCUGGAGGAAGAUUAAAGACAAAGAACAAGUAGGAAACCUGAAAGAGACGUACGACCACCGCCUCAUGCUGAAGCACCUUCCCUCGGAGUUCAGCGCCUUCCUGGAUCACAUCCUGACCUUGGAUUACUUCACCAAGCCCGACUAUCAGCUGCUGACGGCCGUGUUCGAGAAGGCCAUGAAGAGCAACAGCGUGCUGGAGAACGACCCCUACGACUGGGAGAAAUGCAACUCGGAGGGUGUGCUGAGCAUCACCGCCGCAGCCAACACCGCUCAGCAGCUCACUCGCCUCACCCCGGCUUACCUCGGCAUGGCCAACGCCUCAGUGCUGCCGGGCGAGCUGCAGAGGGAGAACACCGAGGAUGUCCUUCAAGGGGAACGCCUGAGCGACGCCGACAACUGCCCCCCCAUCCCCACGCCGACCACCGCCGGCGGAGACGUGUGGGAGGAGAUGGAUCGCAACCGCAACCUUAAGCAACCCCAGCCGGCGGUCAGGAAGGUGGUGAGCGAGGACGAACACAGUCAGAACCAGGGGAACCAGAGUCCUAACACCGGCUCCGUGCAGAGUUCCCCCAGACGGGUGCGCUCAGAGACCAUGUUCCUGGACCGAGCCGCGCCGCUGCUCCGCAGGAUGAGGCACAGCCAGAGCUUGGCGUUCGAGAAGAGACUCGCGCCGGAACCAAAGCCCACCAUAGAACGGUUCCUUGAGGCCUACUUGGGCAAACAGCGCCCCGUCCUGUGUCACGUUGGGGAGAAGCCCAUACCUGAGAACGGCCAGCAGACGCCUUCCUGCAACGAGGAACGGUCCGGCACGGCGACCCCCGACCCGGAGGAAGCCGCGGCGAGCAGCGGCUUCGUUGCUGUGAACUUCAGCCCCGUGCCUCAGGAGGCCGACUCUCAGGAGUGGGUGAUGCUGGAGCUGGAGCAGGCCAACAGCUCGGGAGGAGGCAAACCUCAGGCAGAAACCCAGAGCGAGGACAAGCCCGGCCCCUGCGGCGCCGACGGAGCUGCCGACCGGUCCGCCGAGCAGCAGGACGACCAGACGGGUCCCGCGGCGGCGCCCAGCAGCCCCGUCAUGUCGCAGAUGGCCAUGCCCGGCACGUGGUUACUGGGCCACCGCAGGCUGCCGGGGAUGCUCGGGCAGAUGCCUUCAGUGCUGAUGGGGAGAUCCCAGAUGGAGCAGUCCUCCUCCAGCAGUGCGCCGCCGUCGCCCGUCAGGAAGAGCGACGCAUCCCCUCUAGACGUACCGAGCUGCAAAUCCGAGGACGUCGUGGAGGAAAGCUCAAAGGACAGGAGGAGGUUGGACUCGGUGCCGGAGCUGAUCCCCGCCAAAGGCCCCACGUCUCACCUGACCAACGACAGGGACCCCGAGAGCGAUUCGGGCCUGCCCGACCGCUCCUCGGAGCCGAACCAGCAGCCUCCGGCCGACACGGCGGGGGGCGCCGCCGAGAGCACCGUCACCGUCUCCUCCUCCCCGCCUCCCGCUCUGCUCAAGCGACGGGACUCUCCGUCCUCUCCGCGCCUGAGCCGGAUCCCGGUGCGAGACCCCAGCAAUCCCCUGGACUCUCCGAGCAGGGAGCCCAACGCGGAGCGGCGGCACCGCUGGAGCAGCCCGGUCCUCGGCUCGCCCACGCACUCCCCCUCCCCCUCGCUGUCCUGCGACAACCUCCCCUGCGCUCUGCCGAGAGACCGGCUCUCCUCGGAGCGGGGCUCUAGGUCCGACUGCGCGGGAGAGGACCCGCUGUCUCUGUCCUCCUCGUCCGGAAGCAGAAGUAAAAUCCCUCGUCCCGUGAGCGGCACGUUUCUGCCGGAGCAGCUCAGCGGAAGGUUUUUGCCUCGGCCGCCUCCCGGGAAGCCGCCCAUCCGUCCGUGUGUGGACAGCAGACGGCGGCGUCUGAGGGUGCGCGCCAGCAGCACCAGCGACGCCGACUUCCUCGCCAGCCUGACCCAGCUGAUGCAGGACCGCGGCGGCGUGCUCUUCAGCCCGCCUCCCCGGCCUCGCAGCUCCUCCUCGCUGCAGCGCUCCUUAAGCUCCUCCCCCUCCCGGCAGGAGCUCCGCGACAGCGUGGCCCUGCAGGGGCGCAGCCGCUCGCCCUCGAGCCUGUCGGGCUCCCCUCCCCCUCGACAGCCGCAGGACAGGGCCUCGUCGGGGCUCGGUCAGUGGGGCCUCGGCUCCAGGGGGAAAGCUCCGCUCUACGAGGGUAAAGCCUUCGGGAAACUGACUUGAUGCCCGCGAUCUCCCACAACUGACUGGUCCCAAACGUGCACCUGUGGGGUGAGGCUACCCCACCCACACCCCCCAUGCCCGGAUAGCAUGUGUAAAUAUAACAUUUACUGAAAGGAAUGUACUGUAUGUAAUGUAAAAUGUAUGAUAAAAUGUAUUUAUUUAUUUAUUCGGAUGUGAAACGGAGAAAAUCUCGAGAUUGCCAACUUUUACCUCUCACUUCAUUAAAUCUCUAUUUAGGCCUAAUGAAACCAAAAUAAUCAUGUUUAAUACUUGAGAUGUAAAAAAACAAACAAAAAAAACACAGAACACCUUGACUGUAGAUAUGUACUAUUAGGAGAAAUAAGAUCACUAAGUAUAUAAACCAUGUAUUCACUGUAGAGACACUAUAGCGGUAAAGACGUCCACAGUCAGCCAGAGCAUGCCGCACCCAGACCUCACAGCUAACGCCGCUGUUUAAUAGCCAGCUGCUCAUUUUGGCUUAGCUCGGUGUUGUAGUGCGCUUUUUUCCUUUUUACUAGAGAGAAAAUGUCGCGCAGCCAUCCGCUUCGAAGAAUGUACGUUAAGAACACUAUUGUAAACCCGCAUGACUAUCCUUGCAAACAUUGUUUGUUUUUUUAUUUUUAUUCAUUUGUACAAUCUGCUGAAGCAUCUGUGUUUUAUUGAACUGGUUCCGAUCAAAACGUAUCUUGGAAGUCUUGUUUCUGAGUGAUUUCUUGCUGCGAUGAACAGGAGGGAAUGUUGCAGAAUGGUUACCGGUAAAUUUGCCAAUUUGUUGUUCCUGAAUAACAUGAAAGAAAUGGCUAAAAUUAGA
Molecule: messenger RNA, 3976 nt
Organism: Fundulus heteroclitus (mummichog)
Lineage: Eukaryota; Metazoa; Chordata; Actinopteri; Cyprinodontiformes; Fundulidae
Gene: ttbk2b
Product: tau tubulin kinase 2b
Exons: 15
Coding region: 268-3165 (965 amino acids)
Biological process (GO): peptidyl-serine phosphorylation; signal transduction; cilium assembly
Cellular component (GO): cytoplasm; nucleus; ciliary basal body
Molecular function (GO): ATP binding; protein serine/threonine kinase activity
Source: RefSeq, a predicted model, not a curated record